UAUUGUGGUCUGAUUUUCCAAUUUUCCAUUACCCUAGGAGGCCAUCUCCUCAGACUCCUUGCUUUCUGGUCCAUUUUCAAAUCACACUCGCUAUGGAGGUCGUGGAUGUUGUCGGAGAGUUGCAGGCGCUUCCCGACGCUAUUCAUAUUUUGUGCCCAAGACAACAUGACGACGAUCACGCACGGUACGAUGAUCCCAGUCAGGUCGACGAGUCGGGAAAGACAGUGCAAGAAAUAGUUACGGAGGCCAACACUCGCAAAGAGAAAUUUCUGUCCUGCAUGCGUAUCCUGGCAUAUAAUCAGGAAGGCUUGGAAGAACUACAAUCCUGGAUUUGGCGAAAAUUGGACGAUUCACUGGAGAAAUGCGACUUCUGCAUCAAGCAAUAUUAUACGGGGAAGAUCUGGCUGAUGGAGCAGCUCAAAGAGAAUUACGACGAUGAGGAUAUUGAGAAGUUCUCGCGCAUGCUUGACGAGUGGGAUAUCAAACGGAUCACAAAGAACCUGGCCACAGCAACGGCACAGCUCAAGGAGGUUCCCCCUCAAGACAUUGGGCUCCAUGUGUUAGACCGGGCAUCUUUGCUUUCAAUCUUCGAGACUCUGAGCUGUGAUGCCAUGCUACGCAAUGACGCUCUCCUACAGGAGUAUUUCGACGAGCCAUUUCGUUUGAUCCAAACAAAGCGCAGCCUGAAGGUGUCUGACUACAUCCCUGCUGUCACUCGUUUCCUAUUCGAACCCAACCAGAAUCGCAGCUUCUGGGCAAUCCACUCCUGGAUGCGCUAUGCACGCCCUCCGACCGCUGAGGAAUUCGACUGGGCAAUCAAGGAAGGUCUUCUUGAUGCACUAAGAACCGCAUCUCAACAGCCUGCUCAGGUAGCAGUCAUUCAGCGCCUGUGGCGUGGUAUGCAACUCGUAGUGAAGAGACUGGACAAGGAUCAGAUCACCCAUCAUCUUCGCGCACUCGAGAUUGAUCCCUGUCGCCUCUCUGUGGAUCACCUUGGUAUCCCCACCCCGGGCCUACGCUUCUUACUUAACACGAUUCAGAUCUUCCUAGAAAAGGCACCGAUUGAUUUCUGGGAUGCUAUGCAGACGAUCUCACCUCAGGCUCUCAUUGAACUAGUGUUCUACAAUCCCCAAUUGGAUGCGUUCCUGAUGCAAGCUACUGAGGGUGAGCCGUUUGAGAAAUCCGCCAUGAAGGAUAUGUUGUCAUGGAUUAGUCCUUUCAUGUCAUCCCUCAAAGGCGCGCACCAGCCCUCAGCUUGCAGGUCCCUUGUCUACCAAUUGCUUGAUCGGCUACAAGAUUCUCGAUUACCAAAUCUGGCCAGAUAUCAUUGCUUCCAUACGGGUCUGGUCAUCCUACUUCAUACUCUCCGCAGUUUCACCGAUCAUGAAUCUUCAAGAGGCUCUGUGGCUCGCAUUGUACUGUCUGAAACGCUAGGUGUUGUAAGCGCAAACAUUGAGAGAAUAUUGCGGCCUCCCCAGUUUGCGGUUGAGCAGGGCCGCCAGCGAGAAAUCUCGUCCUUGUGCAUGGAUGUCAUCCGUAAUACGCUUGCCUUGGAGUGCCAAUCCCUAAAGAGUGACUAUGAGGUUAUUCUACACCAAAACACUCUUCAACAUGGCGUCAGUACAUACUCAGCUGCAAUCUGGGAUGCGGUCGUCAGACAUCUCCACGAGGAUAAUUUGGCACUCUCGACCUCUGCUUUACUGGGCAUAUUGCCUCUGGUUGGCCUUGAAAAAUUUCCCACGAAAGGAGAGUCAAGCCCGGAGAAAACACACUUCAAUGUGAUUUAUGGUCAUUUGACCAAUUUGUCUUGUCAAAUCAUAGAGCGGCUUGCGGACUUCAAGCCCGAACAUUUGAAUGAGCUAUUCAAGAGCCAGGACACCAGCAGUGCUUUGAUUUCCGCUCUCUUCGCCGCUGAUCUAGACACAUACCAAGCUGCUGUGGAUCUGAUUAAGAACGUCAGUGGUCAAUCCGCUCGAAGAGAUGCAAUCUCACAUCUGCUGGAAUCGUUCUUUACGACGACUAUGUAUGGAUUGAGCUGGUCAUUUCGACGUAUUUCGAAUAUGCAGACGUUUGCUUCCGCACCCAGAAUGUUGCAUACGGGAACAGAUAUUGUCGAUAUUCUGUGCGAUAGUCAGACAGGUAUGCUGAGAACCCACAAAUUGGCCGAUCGACGGGAGAUACUUUCUCUUCAAAAGCUAUGGGAGUACCUAUGGCAAGCAUUGACUACGAUCUUCGACUGCACCGAACAAUGGCACCUUCGGGGUAAUGAUAAGGCGGUUAUGUUGGAGUUUUGCCGUGACAGCAUCCAAUUUGCCGAUCUUCUUUUUGACCAAUAUGGCGUUUUUCUCAGCGCUGCAGUCGAUGCAGACCCGAGCUCAGAAAGUUCUGCGCGUGAGAAUUUCCUCAGAGCCGCGACUACGACGAUGAGCGCAAUGGUGAAAUGGCUUCGCUUAAAGGAUGAGUAUCUGGCGACAACUUUGGUUGGACUCGUCUCCAAGAUCUUGCGACGGCUAGGGGAGCUCAGCGUCACGACUGUUAAACAGGAUGCUCUGAGCUUCAUCGAGGGCGUCGCAGUUAACUACACUGUGAAGACCAUCUUGACGUUACGGGAGAAGGCGGAGCUUGUGCAGGCCUUGGAAGCCUACUACAAGAAACCCAUCGUCACUGCAUCGACAGCCAGCUUCAAAAAGCAGAGCAUGAUUACAGCCUUCGCGAAACCAGUUGAUCCGACGGCGACACCUAGCCCUCCGAAGUCGGCUGAUGAAUUUGACGACAGUAUUCCAGACGAUGUUCUACUACAAAUGUCACGCUCUGUCGAACUGAACAAGGAAAGACUUGCUGCAGAAGCCAGAAGGAAGGCAGAACGAGCUGCGAAGGCAUUGCCCGCUAUCCCCAAGCCAGCUCCAGCUCCAUUGAAACCCAACGUAUCUAUUCAGGCUUUCCGUGAGAAGCGUGAGAGAGAGCGAGAGGAGAAGAAGAAACGUGACUUGGCGGCAUUGGCCCGAUUGAAGAGAAGCCAACCAGCAAUUGGCGUUGCCGAACAAACCGCUGAGCAGGGCUCGGGCUUGCUUGGCCUUGGUGUCAAAGGCAAGGAUCAUAGCGUUCCUGCUGAUAGUAUGAUGGUUUCUUCGGGGUCGGAGUCUGAAUCUGAAAGUGAAGACGAGCUUGACAAGGAAUUAUUCGGUGCCAAGACACGCUCAAAGCCUGAUGCCGUCAAGGCCUACGAGGAGAGCAAGCGAAUGUCCUUGAAACAGCAAGGACCCGUAAAGAAGAUCAAGCAGGUCCGGUCGGCCAAGGACAUGAGAGCAAGACUGGCGCCUGAUUUAUCCUCUCUGCAUCGCACAAUUCUUGGCUGGGAUUUCUUUGCCAACGGUGAUCUUCCUCCGAAUUCUGGACGAACGGAUUACAGUUUGGUGUCAAACGCUUUCAGAGACCCUAUUGAGUACCAGAGAACCUUCGAACCUCUUCUCAUACUGGAAGCCUGGCAGGGAUUCCAAUCCUCAAAGGAAGAAGGAUCAUUCAAGCCCUUUGCCAUUAAGGUAGCUACUAGAUUAUCGGUGGACUCCUUCGUCGAAGUGAAUACUGCCGUGUCAGCUCUUGAGGCUAAAGACUUUGGUAUAGGAGAGGCAGAUAUUGUACUGCUCUCCAAAGCCUCAUCACCGACAGCGGAUCAGUCUGCGCCUCACUGUCUUGCCCGAGUCUCUGGUAUCAAGAGGAAGAAAGGUACUGUCGAGAUAUCUUACAGGGUCAACCCAGGCAAUCCAUUCAUCAACACUCUUGGCCCUGGCGCUUCUAUUUGGGGUGCUAAGAUCACUUCUAUGACUCCACUCGAGCGUGAAUACGGUGCUCUCAUGGCUCUCCAAUAUUACGAUCUCUGUGAAGAGAUUAUCAAAGCAAAGCCAUCACCUAUUCUGAACUAUUCAGAUGCGAGCCUCAAACCGAUUGCCGACAACUAUAAUGUCAAUCCUGCGCAGGCCAGAGCCAUCAAGUCUGCCCUGGACAAUGACGCCUUCACUCUCAUUCAAGGUCCUCCGGGUUCAGGAAAGACGAAGACUAUCGUGGCCCUCGUGGGUGCUCUUUUGAGUGGCGCCCUUGGCACUCAAGGCGUAGCAAUCUCACGACCCUUGGCCUCUAGUAAUGCUAGAGGUGGAGGUCGGACCACAACGUCGAAGAAACUGCUUGUCUGCGCUCCCAGUAAUGCUGCUGUGGAUGAAUUGGUCAUGAGAUUCAAAGAUGGCGUGAAAACUAUCAAUGGCCGUCAAGAGAAGCUCUCCGUCAUUCGUCUUGGAAGAAGCGAUGCCAUAAAUGCCAACGUGCUGGACGUCACGUUGGAUGAGCUCGUCAAUGCUAGACUAAGCCAGACAAACAACAAAGAUUCUGGUGAACGAGACAUGCAGAAGAUCUAUAUGGAACACAAGGCUGCUGAUACGGCCUUCAAGGAGACGCGUGCUAAGAUGGAUCAAUGCAGGGCUCAAGGCUUGCCCGUUCCCGAAGAGUUGGAAAGGGAGAAUGAGCUCUACAAGAAAAGAAAGACUCAACUGAGCCAAGAAAUCGACAAUGCCAGAGACAAAAACCAUUCGGCGGCGCGCGAUGCUGAUUUGAACCGAAGACGCAUUCAGCAAGAGAUUAUCGACGGUGCACACGUCAUCUGUGCCACGCUCAGCGGUAGUGGACAUGAAAUGUUCCAAAACCUGAGUAUUGAGUUCGAGACAGUCGUCAUUGAUGAAGCAGCACAGUCGAUUGAGCUGAGCGCUCUGAUCCCUCUCAAGUAUGGGUGUUCUAAAUGUAUUCUGGUCGGUGAUCCCAAACAGUUGCCUCCUACUGUCCUUUCCAAGGUCGCUUCGAAGUUCCAGUAUGAGCAGAGUCUCUUCGUCAGAAUGCAAGCCAAUAACCCUCGGGACGUGCAUUUACUCGAUAUUCAGUACCGUAUGCAUCCGGAAAUCAGUGCAUAUCCUAGCUCUGCAUUCUACGACGGCAAGUUGCAAGACGGCCCCGAUAUGGCCCGCCUUCGCGCUCGCCCUUGGCAUCAGAGCGAACUUCUUAGUCCGUACCGGUUCUUCGAUGUGCAAGGACUUCAUCAGAACGCUGUCAAAGGUCACUCUCUGAUCAACAUGGCUGAACUUCGUGUUGCGAUGCAGCUGUACGAGCGUUUGUUAGCAGAUUUCCGAGGCUACAACUUUGACGGCAAGAUCGGCAUCAUUACUCCAUACAAAGGUCAACUUCGCCAGCUUAAAUCGUCAUUCUCUGCGAGGUACGGCGAAUCAAUUUUGACCAAGAUCGAUUUCAACACUACCGAUGCUUUCCAGGGUAGGGAAAGCGAGGUCAUCAUCUUUUCUUGUGUACGAGCCUCUAAUAAAGGCAUUGGUUUCUUGGCCGAUAUUCGUCGUAUGAACGUCGGUCUGACACGUGCCAAGUCUUCCCUCUGGGUGCUUGGUAACUCACAGUCCCUGAUCCAGGGUGAGUUCUGGAAUGGAUUGAUCAAGGAUGCCCGUCGAAGAAACGUGUACACAGACGGUGAUGUUCUUUCAAUCCUGCAGCGACCGCAAUUCACAGGAUAUAAGAAUGUUGAAAUGGUGGAUUCAGAAGCUGCAGAAUCCGCUCCACUCUCUCGAGCGACGUCGGUUGGCUCUCUAUCCCGACCUUCAUCGGUCUCUCGGGACAAAUCGGAGUCACCUUUCCCUGCAUCAGCAUCAGGGAAAGGUACCCCGCCGCCUACGCUUCCCGAAGGUCCAUCUGGUGGUGGAAAUGGACUGGAUCAAACGCGCACAUGUGGGAUCUGUGGAAGCUAUGAUCACAUGACCCACAACUGCGACAACAGCGAUGCGAAAGAGGCAACCCGACGCACCUGUACAAGGUGUGGCGAGACCGGGCAUACGCGUUUCCAUUGCAAACAACAGCGUUGCAUGGAAUGUGGGCAGACUGGACAUGUCGCCAACGAGUGCCGCGCUUCCAAUACCUUAUCGAAAUUUGAGAAAGCAAGGAUUAGUCGAGAAGAACUUCAACUUGCGCAGAGGCUAAAGCAGCGGACCGAACAACAACGACUAAGACAACUUGGCGGGCACGAUCCGAAGGUGCCUAUGGUCCAAGCGACUAACGGGCCUCCGCCACAGGAUAGGAAUGUCGCCGAGCCGAUCAGGGACGAGAAUCACAAGCCUCCGGGCAAACGCAAACGCUCCGGUUCGCCUACACUCAACCCUUCAAACCCUUCGCGGCCGCGGAAGGAUGGUCCAAAUUCAGCCCCUGCGAACGCACCUAAAGGCCCUCGACGCAAGAUCGACGCCAACAUUCCUCCCAAGGCAGAGGACUUGGUGAAGCCGUCUCGUGACGGACCCGCGUAUGGCUCUUCGAAUCAUGCGCAAUCCCACGGUGGACCCCGCUCGGUCCCGAGUUCUGCAGGUCUUCCUCCACGUCCUCAGCAGCCCAUCCCAGGCAACGUCAGGCCCCCAAUGCGCAGGAAGAAAGAGGCCGAUCCUUUCAUCAGGCCAAAGCGAAGAUAAUCAUCUCUCCGACAGCGUUCGAUUCCGAUCUCCGGUCGCGCAACGAGAGCAUGUGACGUGUCAUAAGCGCUAUUGAAGGGACGAUCACUUGUAUGGCACUUUGAAAUCAUUUUUCU
Aspergillus saccharolyticus JOP 1030-1 is the source of this 6613-nucleotide messenger RNA. Its product is annotated as putative tRNA-splicing endonuclease. The record is from RefSeq and is a predicted model, not a curated record. The transcript is spliced from 4 exons. NCBI's taxonomy places the organism in Eukaryota, Fungi, Ascomycota, Eurotiomycetes, Eurotiales, Aspergillaceae. The coding region runs from base 93 to 6497 and encodes 2134 amino acids. Gene Ontology annotation, biological process: termination of RNA polymerase II transcription. Gene Ontology annotation, cellular component: nuclear body. Gene Ontology annotation, molecular function: zinc ion binding; helicase activity; transcription termination site sequence-specific DNA binding.